UAGAUGGAAGAACUUCACCUUGUCGCACAGCUUCCGGAAAAGAAAACUAAUGUAGAAAUGUGGAAUGUUUAGCGUUUUAAGCUAAUUUCCAUGAAACCACACGAUUAUUUACCCUGUCGUACAUCAAAAUAUGACUAGUCAAAGUGACCCCCUAAAGCGACUUCCAGAGGACGACCUUACGAGGUCACCAGAAGAAGUUUUUGAUAUUCUAGGCAAAUUGGGAGAAGGAUCCUAUGGCAGCGUUUACAAAGCGCUUCACAAGGAAUCGGGCCAGGUCCUGGCCAUCAAACAAGUGCCGGUGGACACAGAUCUGCAGGAGAUCAUCAAGGAGAUCUCCAUUAUGCAGCAGUGUGAUAGUGUCUUCAUAGUCAAGUACUAUGGCAGUUAUUUCAAGAACACAGACUUGUGGAUUGUGAUGGAGUAUUGUGGAGCUGGCUCAGUGUCAGACAUAAUGAGAUUACGCAAUAAAACAUUAACAGAGGAGGAGAUUGCUACAAUACUCUACGAUGCUCUGAAAGGCUUGGAGUACCUACAUUCCAGGAGGAAGAUCCACAGGGACAUCAAGGCAGGCAACAUCCUGCUGAACACGGAGGGCCACGCCAAACUGGCAGACUUUGGUGUGGCAGGACAGCUUACUGACACUAUGGCCAAAAGAAACACUGUGAUAGGGACACCAUACUGGAUGGCUCCUGAGGUGAUCCAGGAGAUCGGAUACGACUGUGUGGCAGACAUAUGGAGUUUAGGUAUUACUGCGCUGGAGAUGGCCGAGGGCAAACCACCUUAUGGUGACAUUCAUCCUAUGAGGGCAAUAUUCAUGAUCCCAACAAAACCACCCCCAUCAUUCCGAAACCCUGAUAAAUGGUCCCCAGAAUUCAUAGACUUUGUCUCGAAAUGUCUUGUCAAAAACCCAGAGCAAAGGGUCUCAGCAGCUGAACUCAUGCAGCAUGAGUUUAUUCAAAAUGCAAAACCACGAGAAGCAUUGCACAAAAUGAUUAACGACGCCAAAGAAAUCCAGGCAGCACAAAACAGCAUCAUUACCAACGGUGAUGAUUCGGAUGGAGAUGAUGAUGUUGAUCACGGGUCAACCAUGAAGAAAACCGAUGACUCAACCAUGAAAUCCUCAUCAGGAACCCUGAGUAAGAGUGAGAGUGGAACUGUUGUGGUAAACAGCGAGGCAAACACACUCGUCGAGUCCGAUCUCGGCACACUGGUCAUCAACGAGGACUCGGAGGAUGACUCAACCAUGAAACGAUGUGACACAAUAGUGAAAACUCCCCGUGACUCCGGCUACAAAAGCAGCAGUAGUAGUGCCAGGCAUGACACAGGAACUGAGGGCAAGGAGAAAUACCGACCGGCCUACCUCGACCACUUUGAGAAGAAGGAGCAGGACAAGGUGGCACCACCCAGGGCCCAGCCCCAGAUGGCCCCGCCCAUCAAACAUGUCACACCCCCUCACCAUUCCCAACGGUCUUUCAUUGAUGGAGAUUUUGAUUUCUUAAGAAAUUUGUCGUAUGAAGAACUUGAAUCAAGGCUAUCCGAUCUUGACCCAGAAAUGGAGAGAGAAAUUGAUGAAUUGCGAGCACGUUACCAAGCAAAGAGGCAACCCAUUUUGGAUGCAAUCGAUGCCAAGAAGAAAAGACAGAACAAUUUCUAAGGCUUGCGACAAAAGGAUCUCUUGCUUGAAUUUACAACCUGUGAUGUUGAACUACACAGACAGAUGGGUUUAACCAAUACACGGGGCUACAUCACGGUUGAUGGUGCUGAGAUAGCUAGUAUCUUUAAUGAAUUGUGAUAAACUUUAUUUUUCCUUCUCUUUUAAAAUUCUGAUAUACAUGUGUAUAUAAAAUUAUAUUAAAAAAAAAAGAUGGAAUAGAGAGUGAAAAAAUUUUAAAUUUUUUUAAAAAGUGGAUUUUUUUCUGACAUUGUUGAUUUUCUUGGUCUUGAUUUACAUGUAGUUAUUAGGAAAUUUGUUUGUUACAAUCUUCUCUUCUCAUGAUGACUAUUACCGAUUCAAAGCAUGUAUUGUUGAGUUAAAUUUGUGUGAUUGUCAGUGAAUUAUUUCAUUUGAUUCAGUGAACCUGAAGUCUCAGUAAAUGUACUGACAAUAGAUGCAUGUACCGUGUCUGGCGCAUGUACCUCUAUCUUCUUCUGUCCAGUCUGAAACAUGACCAGACCGUUGUUGAUUUCAGUAAACUUUUUUUUUUGUGGUGUGUUGAAUUAUAUAUGUAUUUGUUUGGUACUGACAUACAAUGUAUGGUUAAUUAAAACAUAAUUUGUUAGCAAAACAAAAAAAUAUAUAAUCAGUAGUGCUUCCUUUCUUGUUUAGUUUGUGGGAAAGGUUAAUUAAUUUAAAUUUUUUGUUGAAUAAUUAUUCAUCUAUAUGUGUAUGUCUUGUUACAUGUCCUUCUCUGUAGGAUUGAAUCCCACCCUUUUACAGCUGAAUUCUCCCUGUAGUGGGAGAGUGUUUACAAUAUGUCCAAUAUUGAGUUUCCUCAGUUUCAGGAAGUACCGGUAGUACAUGUAUGUCAUAAUGUCUCAAGCAUUAUGUAAUUUUAAGCAGUCACUGUAAUGAAAUAUGAUGUAAAUAUAAUUGGAUAGCAUGUACUACACUCAGAGAUUGUCACUGUUUUGUAUUUUUGAUUAACCCAGUUAUUUGUGUGGACUUGUAUUAGCUUGAAUGCUCUUGUAGAGUCUCUAUACUGUUGCCAAUUCUGAUAAACAAAAGUAUGUAUUUUUAAAAAGAAAUCAUCCACCAUCAUUUUGAAUCAUUGUGUCUGAUAUCAAUGAUAUCAUCAUCAUCAUUUAUGAUCUUUGUUUCAUUAGAAUAGAUACCUAUCAAUUGAUUUUUUUUAGGGCUGGGGUGGGUAUGUUGCAAAAAGAUAAGGGUUUUCUAGAACAAAGCUGUGAAUGGGGAUCAUGGGAUUGAAAUAAGACCCAAAUUUGUUAGUUCCAUCUGCCGACAAAUUAUUCUCAAUAACCAUUCAAAUGAAUUAUACUUUGCAUUGUAUGGUUAACAUUCAGAAUCUUCCAACUUUUCAUUGUGUUGCAUGUUAAAACUUGACUGGUAUACUCAGUAGCUGUUGUUAAGUUUGAUAUUAUGAUUUUAGUGUCAUCAGAAUUUAAGUAAUUAGUAAUCAGUUUCAUGAUUUUUUUUUUAACGGUGUUCUUCUAGUCCAUUUUACACCAGUACACUGCAUUGGAUCAUAAUUUCAUAUAUAUCCUCAUGUUCAUCAUGUGUUUAAAUGCCAUACAGGAAGAAACUUGAUAUAAUUGCAAUUUAAAUAAUGUCCCGAGGUAAUAUUCUUUUAGUUUUAUAGGGUCAGUGGUAAAUGAUUUUUUAAAAAAAUUUAAUGACUCUAAAACAAAAUGAGGUACAUUUUUUGGGUGGAACAUUACUGUACAGUCUUCUGACAGUUUAAUUUGGGUUUUUUUGUUUGUUAAUAAUGAUAUAUUUACCAAUUUGAUUUACCAAAAAAAAACCCAACAUAUUUCAUAAGGCACUUGGGUAAGAUUUAAAUGAAAAAGAAGUCUCAACAUAUUCAAUAGAACUGAGAUUUGUGCCAAUUUUUUUAAGAUAAUCGAAGAUUGAACUUUAUUCUUUGACCAUUUAUCAUUUAUUAUAUAAAAAGUGUGUUUCUUUUCAAGAAAACACACAAAGGUGCAAUAAUGUUAAAGAUAGGUUAGUUGUUUCAAUUUGUUGAUUUGUACUAGAUUUCAUGUUAAUGAUAGAUUCUUAAUAUAUCUCUUGUUCUGUUCCAUGGUUUGGGGGUAGAACAAAAGUUCAAAACUCUUAUGUUAUUGAAGGACAGAGAAUGAUGUGCUACUGUGAUUGUAAUAUCUUGUAAGAAAAUAAAGGAAAUAGAAAAAAGAAAAUAAACAAUAAACCUGCAAUCAUAUUAUGCAAAAAAAAAAUUAUCUAUAAAUAAUGAAAUUUUACACAUAAGAAUCAUGUAGAUUAUGUAUUAACUUUUGGGAAAUCUAAAUUUAUAUCUCAAGGAAUUAAUGUAUGAAUACACUUGUAAUUGAAUUUGUGUCAUUUUAAUAUGAAUUACCUGGUAUUUGUUACAUAAAUGAAUUGUACUCAAAUUUGUCUUGGCAACUCUGUUUCAUGUACAUUCACAAAUUGAAAAUCUUCACAUGUGCUCAUGCAUUGCAUAUCAUGAAAGGUGUACUUUGUUCUGAUGAAAUAAAGCUUAAGAUCUCUAAAAAA
Molecule: messenger RNA, 4210 nt
Organism: Magallana angulata
Lineage: Eukaryota; Metazoa; Mollusca; Bivalvia; Ostreida; Ostreidae
Product: serine/threonine-protein kinase 3-like
Exons: 14
Coding region: 131-1654 (507 amino acids)
Biological process (GO): intracellular signal transduction; regulation of MAPK cascade; protein tetramerization
Cellular component (GO): cytoplasm
Molecular function (GO): protein serine/threonine kinase activity; ATP binding
Source: RefSeq, a predicted model, not a curated record